Molecule: messenger RNA, 4929 nt
Organism: Anopheles cruzii
Lineage: Eukaryota; Metazoa; Arthropoda; Insecta; Diptera; Culicidae
Product: phospholipid-transporting ATPase ABCA3-like
Exons: 10
Coding region: 1-4929 (1642 amino acids)
Biological process (GO): lipid transport; transmembrane transport
Cellular component (GO): intracellular membrane-bounded organelle; membrane
Molecular function (GO): ATP binding; ATP hydrolysis activity; lipid carrier activity
Source: RefSeq, a predicted model, not a curated record
AUGGCGUCCACGUCUCGGUGGAGUAAAUUUGUGCUGCUGCUGUGGAAAAACUGGAUCAUUCAGAAGCGCCACUACAUCCAGACGCUGUUCGAAAUCCUGAUACCGGUGCUGUGCUGUGCCAUACUGAUCGUAGUCCGAGGUCUAGUCGAUCCUGAUCAGGUGGCCGAGCCGACCGUGUUCGAUCGGUUGGGCAUCGGGACGAUUGGAAAUUUCGAUACGAUCCCACCGGUCACGUUUAGUGUUGCGUUUUCACCAAAGAACGAGUUCCUCGGGCAGUUCCUCGGAGAUACCUUCACACAGGAGGUCCUCAGUAGUCGGCCGAUCACGUUGGUGCCGGUGGACAAUGCCCGCGAGCUGGAAAGCCUGCUGAUGCAACAGAACUUCAUCGCCGGUAUCGAGUUUCCCGACAGCUACAAGAACAGAACCGAUCUUCCAGAGCGCCUCGAGUAUGCGUUGCGUUUUCCGUCCGAGUUGCGCUGGAGCGGCUGGACGUUUGGUAAUUGGCGCACCAACUUUAUGGUGGUGCCCUUCGUGCAGGGUCUCCGCAAUCCGAAUCAAACGGACGGUGGUAGUCCUAGCUAUUUGCGUGAAGGUUUUCUUACGCUGCAGGCGGCCAUAGCACGUACCUUCAUCCGCCGACAACGAACGGGCUAUCAACUGCCGCAGGUUAAUCUGAGGCGCUAUCCGUACCCACCGUACUACGACGAUGUGGUGCUGUUGGCGAUGGAACGGCUGCUGCCGAUGAUCAUUCUGAUCUCGUUCUUCUACACCUGCAUCAAUACGGUCAAGUUCAUCACGAUCGAGAAGGAGAAGCAGCUGAAGGAAGCCAUGAAGAUCAUGGGUCUCCCGAAUUGGCUCCACUGGACGGCGUGGUUCGUGCGGUGUUUGGUGCUGCUGCUGAUCACUAUUUCGCUGCUCGUCUUUCUGAUAAGUGCCAACCUUACACCAAACACCGACCUGUCCGUGAUCGAGUACGCCGACUGGAGCGUGCUGUGGUUCUUCUUUCUCACCUUCGUGCUGGUGACGAUCUGCUUUUGCUUCAUGAUGAGUGUCUUCUUCAACAAAGCCAACACUGCGGCCGGAAUCGCGGGGCUGCUGUGGUUCGUAUUUGCGAUCCCUUUCAAUGUCACCGUGCAAAAUUACGACGAGAUGGAAAUGGGCACGAAGAUUGCGUCCAGCUUGCUCUCCAAUACGGCCAUGUCGUUCGGCAUCAUGAACAUCAUUCGCCUCGAAGCGACCCAGGUGGGCCUACAGUGGAGCAAUCUUUUCUCGGCCCCUUCGAUGGGCGAUGAUUUUAGCGUGGGGCUGGUCAUGGUGAUGUUCCUGGUCGAUGCCCUGCUGUACCUGGGCAUUGCGCUCUACUUCGAGCAGGUCAUGCCCGGUGAGUUUGGUGUGGCCAAACCGUGGUACUUUCUGUUUACGCGCGACUUUUGGAAACGGAACCGCAUCGAGGACUCGUCGAUGGUCGGUGUAUCGAAACAGGAAGAGUCACCGUACUUUGAGCAGGAACCGACCAUCGAGCGAAUCGGAGUCCGUAUCAUGGACCUGCGGAAGGUGUACGGUAAAAAGGUGGCGGUCGAGGGACUAAAUCUAAACAUGUACGAAGGACAAAUUACGGUUCUACUCGGCCAUAAUGGAGCGGGGAAGACGACCACGAUGUCCAUGCUGACCGGCAUGUUCUCACCGAGCUCCGGCACGGCACUGGUCAAUGGGUACGACAUUCGGAAGGACAUCGAAGGAGUGCGCUUCUCGCUUGGCCUCUGUCCACAGCAUAACGUGCUGUUCAACGAGCUAACCGUGGCGGAACAUUUGAAGUUCUUCGCGCAACUCAAGGGCGUCCCGAGUGAUAAGACGACCAGCGAGAUCGACAAGUACGUGAACCUGCUCGAGUUGGUCGAAAAGCGAAACGCCCAAUCGCAUACUCUCUCGGGCGGAAUGAAGCGUAAGCUUGGCGUCGGCAUUGCGCUGUGUGGCGGCUCUAAGGUGGUGCUGCUCGAUGAACCCACGUCCGGGAUGGAUCCGUCGGCUCGCCGUGCCCUGUGGGAUUUGAUCCAACGGGAAAAGGUAGGCCGUAGUGUGAUCCUAUCGACGCACUUCAUGGACGAAGCGGACGUGCUGGGCGAUCGGAUUGCCAUCAUGGCCGAGGGCAAGCUGCGCGCGAUCGGUUCACCGUUUUUCCUGAAGAAAACCCUCGGUGCCGGCUAUCGGUUGAUUUGCGUGAAGGAACCGCACUGCGAUAAGCAGCGCGUCCUGUCGCUGCUGAGGAAGUUUAUCGGGGACGUACACAUCGAGACAGACAUCGGGACGGAGCUGUCGUUCGUGUUGCGCGAGGAGUACCUUCCGGUGUUCCAGCGGAUGCUGGAGGAGCUCGAGGAGCAGAUGACCGCUUGCGGAGUGUCCAGUUAUGGCAUUUCGCUCACCACGAUGGAGGAAGUGUUUUUACGUGCUGGAAGUGAUUCCCACCAAACGGAAGAGUUGUCUCCGGAUAUGAAAACGAACGGAUACGUUGACAUCAGCGACAGUGACAGUUACUCGCUGGAAGGGCUUCGCCUGCAUACUGGCUCGAGGCGCUUGUUCUACCAAAUCUAUGCCCAGUUUUACAAGAAACUGCUCACCACCGUCCGUAGUUGGAUUACGCUUACGCUACAAUUUUUAAUCCCCGUGCUGUUUGUGCUGAUGUCGUACCUUAUCUUCCUGAAUGGCAACUCCGGUCGCGAUCUGCCAGAGUUGGACAUCAACUUUGAUCGUUAUACCACUUCGCUCACGGUGCUAGAAGUGGGGUCCGGUUCGGAGGCCGUUGGUGAUCGAUACCGAGAGCUGUUUCGUGGUAAACCAGCGGCCCAUCAGCUCGACGUGAUCGAUAGUGACAUGAUUUCGCAUAUUCUGGAAACGACUUCGCAGGACAUUCCCUCUUUCAACACACGAUACUGGGUCGGAGCGACCCUUGGAUCCGCUGAGUGUACCGCUUGGUUCAACAAUAAGGCGUACCACAGUGCCCCACUGUCCGUCAGUCUGAUCUACAAUGCGCUGCUCCAGUCCGUGUGUCCGUCGUGUGAGCUUCGCGUCAGCAACAAACCGUUACCGUACCGUUUGGACACUCAGCUAAGGCGCCUCGAAACGGGUGCCAAUGCUGGCUUCCAGAUGGCGUUUAACACCGGCUUUGCGAUGGCCUUCGUGUCCGCGCUGUUCAUCCUGUUCUACAUCAAGGAGCGCACGACCCGCGCCAAGUUGCUGCAGUUCGUGAGCGGCGUCAAUGUGGCCCUCUUCUGGACCAUCUCGUUCCUGUGGGACUAUCUGGUGUUUGUUGUUGCGUCGCUGUUCUACGUCGUCACGCUCGCCAUCAUCCAGCAGGACGGUUGGUCCACGUUCGAUCAGCUCGGCCGGGUGUUUCUGGUUCUGCUGUUCUACGCCUUCGCCAGCCUACCGGUGACGUACCUGUUUGCGUACCUGUUUCACGUGCCGGCGACGGGUUUCGUCAAAAUGAUGCUCCUGAACGUGCUGUCGGGCACGAUCUUCUUCACGGCCGUGUCGUUGCUUCGCUUCGAAGACAUUGACCUGGACGACGUGGCGGACGUGCUCGAGUGGAUCUUUAUGUUCUUCCCGAGCUUCGUCCUGACGCAGAGUAUGAACGCACUGAACCAGGUCGGCAGCCGGGAGGCACUGUGCGAACGUGCCUGCGAGCAGAUCACGAUCUGUACCGAGGAGCUCAAGUGUCUGCUUGUUCCCGAGUGCUGCGGUACGAGUACCUUCACGUUCGACACAACCACCGGCAUCAACCGAAGUUUGCUGUUUUUCACCGGCAUCGGCGUUGCCUGCUUUGCGCUGAUCAUGAUCGUGGACUAUCGGCUGCUGAAGAAGAUCUUCGGACGAAGCGCGACCAGCCAGACCGAAGACCCGUCGAACGAGGUGGAUUCGGAUGUGCUCGAGGAGAAGCGGCGCAUCGAGAAGUGUGAUGCGGCUGAACUGGCCUCGUACAAUUUGGUGCUGAAGGAGCUGUCGAAAAGCUACGGCAAGUUUGUGGCGGUCAACAAGCUUUCGGUGGGCGUACGGCACUCGGAGUGCUUCGGACUGCUCGGCAUCAAUGGGGCCGGCAAGACGUCGACGUUCAAGAUGAUGACCGGCGAUGAGAACAUCACCUCGGGUGACGCCUGGGUAAGCGGGAUCAAUCUGCGCACCGACAUGAACCGGGUGCACCAGCACAUUGGCUACUGUCCGCAGUUCGAUGCACUGCUCGAGGAGCUGACGGGCCGAGAAACGUUGCACAUCUUCGCUCUGAUGCGCGGAGUCGAUCGAGCGGAGAUCAACGGAGUGUCGCUAACGCUUGCCGAGGAGCUAAACUUUGUGAAGCAUCUGGACAAGCGGACCAAAGCGUACAGUGGGGGUAACAAGCGGAAGCUUAGCACCGCCCUGGCGCUGUUGGGUAACCCGGCGGUGGUGUACCUGGACGAACCGACGACCGGCAUGGAUCCGGGAGCAAAGCGACAGUUUUGGAACGUGAUCUGCAAGAUCCGCAACUCGGGCAAAUCGAUCGUCCUGACGUCGCACAGCAUGGAGGAGUGUGAAGCGCUCUGCACCCGGCUCGCCAUCAUGGUGAACGGCGAGUUCAAGUGUCUCGGCUCGACGCAACACUUGAAGAACAAGUUCUCCGAAGCGUUCCUGCUGACGGUGAAAACGAAGCGCGACCAACCGGAAGCCAUCGGCGCGGUAAAGGCGUUUGUGACGGGCCAGUUUUCGGGAGCCGAUCUCAAGGAAGAGUAUCAGGAUUCGCUGACUUUCCACAUAGCCCGCACGAACCAGCGGUGGUCGGCCAUGUUUGGCCUGAUGGAGUCGGCCAAGGAUCGGCUGGGUAUCGAGGACUACGCCCUCGGGCAAACGACGCUCGAGCAAGUGUUUCUGUUUUUCACCAAAUACCAAAGAAAUUGUGAGUGA